GUAAAUGAGCGGUUGAAGUCAGAUAUUAUUGCUCCUCUUCCGCCGCUGACGGCUGUUUUGGAAAGGUGACAGCGGCGCCGGUUUCGCCAGUGACUGGCUUUUUUGGUAAACCAGUUAUUCGACUUUGUGCUCCUCCUCCCGCCCCUUGUACUGGUACGGUGGCCGAGGAGGCUCGCGUGCGGCGGAAGUACCGGGCGGUGGGUCUGAGCGCUAGGGCCGGAGGCGCACGUGGCGCCGGGAGGAGCGAGCAUGUCUUUCCGAGGCGGAGGUCGUGGGGGUUUUAAUCGAGGUGGAGGUGGCGGCUUCAAUCGCGGCGGCGGCAGCAACAACCACUUCCGAGGUGGAGGCGGCGGUAGUUUCAGAGGCGGCGGCGGCGGCCGGGGAGGAUUCGGACGAGGGGGUGGCCGCGGAGGUUUUAACAAAGGCCAAGACCAGGGACCUCCGGAACAUGUGGUUUUGUUAGGAGAGUUCCUGCAUCCCUGUGAAGAUGACAUAGUUUGUAAAUGUACCACAGAUGAAAAUAAGGUGCCUUAUUUCAAUGCUCCAGUUUAUUUAGAAAACAAAGAACAAAUUGGAAAAGUGGAUGAAAUAUUUGGACAACUUAGAGACUUUUAUUUUUCAGUUAAAUUGUCAGAAAACAUGAAGGCCUCUUCCUUUAAAAAACUACAGAAGUUUUAUAUAGACCCUUAUAAGCUGCUGCCACUGCAGAGGUUUUUGCCUCGACCUCCGGGUGAGAAGGGACCUCCGAGAGGUGGUGGCAGGGGGGGUCGAGGAGGAGGAAGAGGAGGAGGCGGCAGAGGUGGCAGAGGCGGUGGCUUUAGAGGUGGAAGAGGAGGCGGAGGCUUCAGGGGAGGAAGGGGCGGUGGUGGUUUCAGAGGGAGAGGACAUUAAGUGGACAGUUGACAGAGAAACUUCUCAGGCUGACUUCUGCAUUAACCUGCACGAUCUACUUCUCUGGAUCAGAAAGUUGUUUCUGGAGCAAGUCCUGAAGAACUGGUCUUUUUAUGACCAUGGAACUGAAACAUCAGCGUCCUGCAGAAACAAGUGCAACAGAGUAGGCAGUUUUGCUCUAAAAGACCAUGAAAAAGUGUUCCGGUGUUUUGUACAACGCUUGGAAGUCUGUGCUUGCUUAAUAAAUGGACAGUUUUUAUUUGAAGCUUAUUUGAAUUUUUAAAAUAAAGUGUUUUAUUCCUUUAGCUUA
Messenger RNA from Equus caballus (horse), 1201 nucleotides. RefSeq names its product GAR1 ribonucleoprotein (gene GAR1). Lineage: Eukaryota; Metazoa; Chordata; Mammalia; Perissodactyla; Equidae. Gene Ontology annotation, cellular component: box H/ACA snoRNP complex. The record is from RefSeq and is a predicted model, not a curated record. Gene Ontology annotation, molecular function: box H/ACA snoRNA binding. Gene Ontology annotation, biological process: ribosome biogenesis; snoRNA guided rRNA pseudouridine synthesis.